Arabis nemorensis is the source of this 897-nucleotide messenger RNA. The record is from the annotation of a GenBank genome assembly. Lineage: Eukaryota; Viridiplantae; Streptophyta; Magnoliopsida; Brassicales; Brassicaceae.
AUGGGUUUCAUCGCUCUGCAAUCUUGGAGCAGAGGAGCUUCAGCUUUUGUUCAUCUCCUUCGUCCAGUUGGUCCGAACCCUAAUCUCUAUGAUGAUGCUCGAGCAGUACAAGCGGUCAAAUUCCUUAAGUUUGAUGUAAGAGCCUCUUCGAGUAGUCGUAAAUCAAUUAAGAAACUCAAAAAAGAAUCUCAACAAAGUAAAGACAUAACAAGGACAAGUGUUACAGAAGAAGAAGAAGUUGCUCAAGUUGAUGACUUUUCAACUUCAAAGGAUUCCAUUGAUGAUAUUGUUGUUGUUGCUGCUCCUCGAGACAAAGUGCUUCAAGCCUGUAUUGUAACUUCUGGUUUGAUGUCUGCAUUAGCCUUGAUCAUCAGGAAGGCGUCUCAUGUUGCUUCAAGUGAAGGAUUAUUACCUGUCCCUGACUGCUCUACAGAAUUACCAUUUGGGUUUGAAACUUGGCAUCUUGGGUUAAUUGCUGGAAUUGUUGUGUUUAUAUCAUCAAGCCGGUUCCUGCUACUAAAAUCUUGGCCAGAUUUUGCUGAUUCUAGUGAAGCAGCAAACCGUCAGAUUCUUACUUCGCUCGAACCUCUAGAUUACCUUGUUGUUGCAAUUUUACCUGGAAUUAGUGAGGAGUUGCUCUUUAGAGGUGCAUUGAUGCCUUUGUUCGGAACCAAUUGGAAUGGUAUUGUAGCAGCUGGACUCAUCUUCGGUUUUCUUCAUCUCGGAAGCGGAAGAAAGUAUUCUUUCGCAGUUUGGGCAUCAAUUGUCGGUAUAGUAUAUGGUUAUGCAGCGGUUUUGUCGUCGAGUCUUGUUGUUCCGAUGGCCUCUCAUGCGCUCAACAAUUUGGUCGGAGGUUUGGUGUGGCGCCACACUUCCAAGCUCAAGUUGUUGGAGUGA